Messenger RNA from Saccostrea cuccullata (small rock oyster), 1980 nucleotides. RefSeq names its product carcinoembryonic antigen-related cell adhesion molecule 5-like. The record is from RefSeq and is a predicted model, not a curated record. The annotation marks the transcript as partial. The transcript has 8 exons. Lineage: Eukaryota; Metazoa; Mollusca; Bivalvia; Ostreida; Ostreidae.
AACAAGAGAGUUAGAGUAAAUUGGUUUAUCAGUGCAUCGCAAAGGAUGUUGUUCACAUAAAUUUGAAGAAGAGUAAAAUUGCCCUCUUCCACAAACUGAAGAUGAUUGAAGUCAACCCCCUGGGCCUGUGGUUAUUUCUAAUUUUAUGUUCUCUCCAAGGUCAAUCUUUUAAAAUAUUCACCAAAUUUAUGAAUGGAAAUCUGAUAUUUACAUGGAGCAAUAUUUUAACAACCCGCAAUGAUAUAACCAUCAUUAAGGAUUCUCAGUCCAGUGAUUGGAUAUCGGUUUAUGAUGAUCAGUACACUGUGAAAGAUGUUACGCUAUACAAAACUGUAACGAUCAAAGUACGGGAGUUGUACACAUCGCAAAAUUAUGUGAAAUGCAACCGAAAAUUCAACGUCAUAACUGCAGAAUCAAAGGAGGGUGAAUCAAGAAACAUUUCAUGGAAUGCAGGUUAUUUCCCUAGAUCUGGACGAUACCUCAUUUUUCAUGUAUAUAAUGAUUCAGUAUCAACGAUUAUGAUGAUAGGGGACAGUGACCCGUCAAGUGAAAAGUAUAUUUAUCACACCCGUCCCCUAAAUUCUUCAAAUAUACAGUUUGAGGUGAAAAAAUUAGCAGUGCAGGAUGCCGGAUAUUACGUAGGAGGUGCAACAGAGACAGACGCGUUAGAAAGUGAAGGCGUGGUUCUUAUUGUUUUCGGAAAACCAGUGAAGGCACAAAUAACUGGGAAUCUGAAUAUUCAAGUCGGAGAAUUUGCCUAUCUGAAAUGUGAAAGUAGAUCUACGUCUGCUCCGUCCUAUUACAAGAAGUUUCAGCCAUUAACGUAUUCAUGGUUUGUCAGCAACACAAGGCUUGAUAGAGAGGUUAGAGAGACCUACAGCUUUAUUGUGUCUAAGGAGGUUAAAUACAACAAAUACAGCUGUCAGGCAAAGGAAACACUAGAAUCAGAAAGAAGUGAAGAAAUUCAGAUUAACCCUCUAUAUGGUCCAGGAAAUGUAAUAAUAAAUCCUCAGCCGCCUUAUGACGGUCUAAAUAUUCACGACGGGGAAACAUUUGGUCCAUACACAUGUUCUUCUGAUUGUAACCCACCUUGUGCCAUGCAGUGGAAAUAUAAACAUCCGUUAGGGAGUUUCAGAGACGCUACAUCCAUUUUGACGUCUUCAGUUACUGUACAAGAGCAAACAGCGAAUAGAACUAGUAUGGCAUCAAUUCGAUGUAUAGUGAGCGGCACUGACGGCAAAACAUCAUCAAGCAUCAAGCUGAACAUUCAAUAUUUAUUGGACCCGAGGUUAUAUAUUAAUGGUAAACCCAGCGAUGCAUUAACCAUUAAUGAAUCAAAUCAAGUUUUCCUGUCGUGUUUUGUCUAUGGAAAUCCUAUUCCAGAAAUCACCUUACGCAAACUCACUGGGAACCAGAUCUAUAUACAGAAUGUAAAUCAUUGGCUAAACUACACAUUGAUCAGAUGGGCCCAGUGCUCUGACACGGGUACUUUCGAAUGUGUCGGACAAUCGACGGAGUUUGGGAGAAGGAAUCAGUCCUUCAGUAUUAACGUUCUCUGUGAACCUCGCCUCGAUGAAGGUACUUUGGUGAAAAACAUCUAUGAAUCAAGAAGUGGCCCGGAUGUUAAAGUUGUUGUAAGUUUACCAGUUGUUGCGAAUCCCCUAACAUCUACAUCAGGGUUCGUUUGGUUAGGACCCACUUUUGCGUCAAUUUCAAUUGAUGUUUCACAAAGAGAUAACGUUGUCUACAAACACUGGAUCAACAGCUCCAUUCCUGUUCCUGAUCAGAGAUCAUUCGGAACCUAUUCGCUGAAAUACAAAGGAAAAGCCUUCGCUGAUAUAACAAUUCACGCCAAAGAUGUAAGUGCAGUUUCCAGAGAAUCCUCUAUUCAGACGGCCUGGGUGGUUAUUGGAGUACUCAUUGGUUUAUUCGUUUUGUUGCUGACGAGCUGUGGAGUUUAUAAGUUUACUUUUCGUCGAG